UUUAUUUAUUUUUAGAACUAAAACCUUAUUAUGUUUUUAUUUUAACUCCUGAGUACUUGUGUUGCUAAUGGUCCAUAUCUCAAAAAUGUUACCCACUCUGCAGCUCUACCUUUCUUAUCUUGGCAUGACUUUACUAUGCAGCUUCUUAUAACAUAGCAGCUACCUUAGAAGUUGGAGGCAAGGUCGUGUAGCUGCACUAUAUUCUGCAUGGGCCUUGGAUCCACACUGCCAGCUGAAUCCAUGGGAAAAGGGCAGGGGAGGAUUGUAGGGAGAGUGUUUUUCUUCAGAAGAAUGGCAUCUGAAAAGGCCUGCAAGUGGUGUGAGCUUUUUUUUUUAGGUGGGAGUGUAAAGGCAGUGGGGAAUAUUUCAGGCUAAACUAUGUGGGAUGGAUUCUAAAGGGCUAGAGAAGUGAAAACCUGAAGAGGCUUUCUGACAUGAGAGAGCUAGGCAUUGUAGCCAGGUAUAUAGAGAGAAAGCGUGGUGAAAUGAGAAAAUAAUUUGGAAAAAUGAUGUGAAUGUGUGCUGGUGGAAGCAUGUGACACUUAUCUGGAUGGACUUCACAGAAAGAAGUGUAACUAGUUGGUGGUGUGAAGUUGAUGGAUUGGGUGUUAUUUUAACUGGACAGAUAGAAAUGAGAUGCAAUUAUGGAUGAAAUGUUACUCUUUUACAUUAUUGCUAAAGCAGGUGUAAUGGUAGGUAAUCUGUGGCCGUAUCUGCAUUAGGAAGCUGAUUUUCCUGUUUUUCGAGGGGGCAAAAAUAGGUCAGUCGUGGUAUAACUUUAGAGUGUACUAUGUAGAAGCACAUAGAUUGCUCUGCUCUAAGUGGGAUGGAAGGACUUUCCAGUAAAAAUGUAUGUGACUCUGCUGGAGGUUGUUUCUUGGUACUGCAGAAAAAGAAGUAGGAUCUAUGUGGGCUUUUGUCAUCAGCACACCCUCAGAAUAUGCUUCUCGUUACGUACUGCCUGAAGGCACCUGGGAGUUUUGCCACAUGGAUCCAAGGCUCGUAUGCUGUGAGCGUUAUUGUUUCGCUUGUUGGUGGGUUGAGCACCUUUCAGUUGUAAAGGGAAGCACAGUCAAAGCAAUUUGCAUUGCAAUGGACAAUAUACAUAUGAAGUUGUAAAGAAUGGAUGCAGUACAAAAGCAGUGUGGAUGUACAAGCACAAACCAUAACCACCAACGCAAGAGUUGAAGAGUUGGUGGAGAAUAGGCUGUAAAACGGCUUAUCGCAGAAAUUUGGCCAUGAUGGUUGCUAAAACCUUGACAAAAUUUAAUCCAGUGUGGUUUUCCUCUCUCUUUUUUCACUUGUGGUCUUCCAGGCUGCUGCUGGCUGGUUCUGAGGGUUUUAAUACAGGACCUUGAACUGGGUCCAGGCACUCCAGGUACUCUGCUGGGUACAGAUCGUCUAUUGCUUCCAGGGAUGAAUGAGUGCUGGAACCUGUGUUUUAACUGCCUGUUGUUCAUGUCUGUUAUUUACUCUGCAGAUUCAUCACGUGAAUUAAGUGCAAGCUUUUCCUGGUACUUCAGUGAAGAAUUUAUUGAGUAUAUGGCUAAUAACACAUUGCUUUAGAAGCUGUAUGCUAACUUUGAGACAGGGGUUUAUCUCUUGCAUGAUUAAGAUAUUUUUUGAACAACUCCCUUAGACUCGAGUGAUGUACCUGCCGAACACCUUGAAAGGCAAAGCAUGAUCACACUGAGUCCCAAGAGCAUAGACUCAGGGAGGGAGGAGGCAAUUACUAGCCUUGAAAUAUUUGAACAAGUGAGUCCAAUCUUAGUAGCUCUGGCAAGUCAAGGGAUACUGGAUUCUAAAAGCAAAAGUAUCUCAGUUCUUAUUCAGAGUCUUUAUAAACAUUGGUUGAGGUUUGGGGCUUUGGCAGUGACAAACUAAUACAGGUCACAUCAUUUGCAAAGCCUUUUUAAGAUAGGAUUUGCCAAGUAAGUCAGUGUGUGAAAAUACCAUUUUAUAUCAUCUGUAUUCUUUUUGCCUAGAGAAGAAGUGUUACAAUAUAUUUUUUGAGGAGUCACACUGAAAAAAACCCACUUAUUCACGUUUAAUUGUAUGUGGGUGUUGAGUAUGUGCAUCUGUAAUCUUGAAAACUUUCAGGUUUGUUAGCCAAGGCAAUUGAAUGCAAAGUGCCGUGCUUGAUGGGCUGCAAGCAAGAUUACACAAGCUGCAAGUUUUGGAUCCUGAUGUCAUUAUGGUGUAGAUGAGCGUUAGUGUUAUCCUUUCUAUGGAAUUUUUUGCUAUUAAAAGGUGGUCUGUGUAAUACUAAUAAGUCUGUACAGGGGCUGAAUGAAAAAACUGUGGAGCAUCCACAGUCUUCAAUGUGCAUGAGUCUGAGUAAAUCUCAGACUCAAAAUGUCAGCUUCAUUUUUCCGUGGCUACUCUAACGAAAAGCUAACAGAGUUGUGUUCAUUGGAAUGUCAUAUGUUUGGUUGGAAUCUCUGUUAUGACUUCUGGAAUGAAACAGAAAGGAGGUGGAUAGUUGGAUGUGCUCAUCCCUUCCUGAUUUCAUCAGCUGAUUUCGGGGUUGAUGAGAGAUAAAGCAAGUCUGCCUGCCAUGGCUUUUAUCUUCCUGCUUUUUGAGCCUUCAGGACUCGUGCUCUGUUGAAUUUUCUUUUAGUUCCAGAUGAAGUAUCUUGUAUCUUCUGCUGCACAGCAAAGUACUUGUUGUUCUAAAAAUCCCCAUGCGUGUGCUUCUCUUGGCCCUGAGGGGUAGUUCUCCUAUGUAGUCAGUGAAUACAGCAGGAUUCACUUAGCAGCAUGUGUUAAUGGGAAUGACCUAUUGACAGAAUAAAUUAUCUGUUUGAACCUAAAAUGUGGAAAAUGCACUGAUGCUUUUUAAAUGUGAUGUUUAAAGGAAAACUGUUAACUAUAUUCAUUGUCAUAAAGUUUUCGUAAGCAUCACAGCAUCCUCAUAAUUUGACACCUCUGCAACAUAUUUAUAAAUGUUUUGUGCAUUUAACUGUUGUUUUCUGCAGCUGCCUGGAAGAUCUCUAUUAGCAAAAUGCAGUUUUCUGUUUGUCUUUAUGACAUCUAGAAAAUGUAAUUGCAUAAAGUGAAAAGAAAAAGCCAUUUGUAUGGCCUGAUCAUCAUAGGUCAUGAAACAAGCACAGCCUGAUAAAGCAUUGGCAUGAAAGGCGACUUCUGCUUUUCUCUCCUUGCUCCUCCAUAUGCUCAUUUGUAGAAUAGCAAAUUAAAAGUAAGAACGUUAUUUAAUCCUUGCCUCUAGCAUUGUCCUUGUGUGUGCUCUGUGCAGUUUUGGUUGAGAGAAUGCGAAUCCCAAGCCCUGUGCUGACAGACUAGAAUUUUCACAUGAUCAUGCGAUCCCUCUGAUGCUCACCCAGCAUCAAGCCUUUGUGUCCUGAGGGAUUUAGGUUUUUCUGUCUUUCUGGAAAUGUAGGAGAAGGGUUAAAACUCAGCUCUGAAAGUCCAGGGACUAAGCAGAUCAUAUUGAUCCCCUCCCAUUCACGUACACAUUUCAUGUGAGAACGCUGACCUAGAAGCAAUGAGAGUUAGUUUAUUAGUUUUGACAUUGGGAUUCGUUAGCUGUAAUUCAAUUAGAAGCACACUGAUGGAUGUGUUUGUAUGCUGGGGCUGGCAGCUGCUCUAGGUUCAGAAACUUAGAAUUCUAGUAGGAAAAUUGUUUUGUGCAAUCUUGGGUAGGAUUUGUAUUGCUAGGCUAAAAGUGACAUCGCACUUGAUUUGGUUUUUAAUAGGUUUCUCUCUGUUUCCAAUUAUGUUUCUAAUUAGAAUAAUGUCUUAUUUCCCAUGACAGUUUAAAAAUAAUGCAAAGUCUGUAAAAGAGAAGCUAUCAAGAUGAUUGAAAAAUGUUUUCAUUUGUUAGUUGGAAACCUUCUUCCAUCUUAAUUGGAUACAUAGACCUACCGGGCUACAGGAAUAAUUUUGGUGUUUACAGAAUGUUACGGUGCAGUAGUUGCUAAGCUUUCUUCUGUCGGUGUGUCUUGGGGCUGUUUCCAUUCUCACCCCAGCACACACACCAGCCUGUAACCAGCCAGCUGUGCAUAUUCCCUUUCUAGUGGGAAGACAGAACACCUCUCUGCCUUGCUGUGUAAAUGUUGGCUUUUCAGGUGUGAGAUCUGCUGUUCUGUCCUACCCUUUCCCAUCCAGUCAAAGCUCCUUCCUUUCACACCUGAGGUAGUGUCUUUCGCAGCAGCAUUGUUUCUCCUAAAUUUUUUUUUUGCCACUUAGAACCAAGGUUUAUGCCUCAAGGGAUGGAUGUUUGAAUAACUGACUCGGGGAGCCUGAGAGACCUAGCUGAGAACACAAUUGUAGCUUAAGUCAAAUAAAAGCUGGCUGCAGUGGAAAGAACAUGAAAGAGAUCUGGAACUGGUAUUCUGUAGUUGCUGGAACUUGGUCUUUGAGGGGAAGACAGAUCUAAACCUGCUAUGGUUGUGGAAGGGGUUCAGGCAGUCUGGGAUUGAGGCUACAUCCAAAGCUGUCUCCAUGGCUGCCAGCUCCGAAAGCUCUGGGGUCUUAGAUUCCGACAGCAGUGAACUUACCUUGCAAUGCAUAAUUUAUCACGGCUGAGUGCAGCUGCCACAAGAGCCUGCCCAUGUUUUUCUGGAGUAUGACUGAAGUCAAGCCUCCGUGUGCGGUAUGCUGCUGCCGUGUGUGUAAUUACCUUUGGAGGUAUGGGAGAAGGGUUGGGAGCUCAGGGAUAUGAGGAGGGAUGGCAUUCCCUUUCUGCUAAGUACCUCUGACAUGCUGCAGUGAUAGAGGAGGUUAGGACUGUGCCAAAGCUGUGGUGCUUGCCAGGAAAAUCUGUGAUUGCAGGUAAAUAUGUAUUUGCAAGGUCAGAGUGGUGCUGUGCUCCGUAGCAGCAGACACAAGGCUGAGAGUACAUGGCAAGUCGUGUGUUCUGACUCUCAGCCCCUGGAGAGGGUUGUCUGUCACAGAAGGCUCGAGACCACAGUUAUGGGUGUUUGUGUAAUGGCUCAUUUUGUAAUAAUGAUACUUUCUUUUUUCUUUUUUUUAGUAGUAUGACCUGUAAGACACCAAUUAAUGACAAUAAACCUUCCUUCUGUUUUUAGAAAGCCCUUUACUGUCAAAUGGAUCAUGAAAUUCAUUUGGUUUAAAAAAAAAAAUCCCUGUGAAGCAUCUCCCCAGUGUUCUUCUGUUCUCUUCUGAAAACUGAACCACAUGGGAUGCUUUAGAGGCUGGGGUUCCUCUCUGGCUUAAUUUGCAGAGCAGCUGGUGCAGAUAAGAGAUGCCAAGAUGCAGAGGGUAUACAGCAUGGCCCAAACAGAGAAGAAAGGUGGACUGCUCCGGAAAUCUUCAGCCUCCAAGAAGCCAUUGAAAGAGAAAGUUGUGUUGAUGUAUGAUGAGAUUUUUACGACGGAGGACCCCAGUAAAUGCAACCCUCGGUUUUGGGAGGAGCUAUUUCUCAUGAAGGUCAACCUGGAGUAUCUGGAGGGCAAGCUGGAGGCUUUGGAUGGGGAAGAGUUAAUGAAGAUAAAAGAUAACAUCAACUGCUUGUUUCAGCACUGCAUCCAGGCCCUGGGUGAGGAGCACCCAAUCAGAGUGGUCAAUGCAUUACAGACUUUGUGUGCAUUAAUUCGGGGUGUCCACCAGAAGAACAAAUCCACUUCUGGGUUUGACAUCAUCAACAUGCUUGUGGGUUUUGAUAAGGCAGAGCUAUGUAUGAAGAAUCUGAUGGAGAGCUUGGACUCACUCCUAUGUGCUGAAGGUUCUGAAAGCCUCAAAAGCUUGUGUCUGAAGCUACUUCUCUGCUUGGUGACUGUGACGGAUAACAUUAGCCAGAACACCAUCCUGGAGUAUGUGAUGAUUAACAGCAUAUUUGAAGCUAUUUUACAGAUCCUGUCCAGCCCACUGAGUCGCAGGGAACACGGGUAUGAUGCUGUUGUCCUUCUGGCCUUGCUGGUCAACUACAGAAAGUAUGAGUCAGUGAAUCCCUACAUUGUGAAGCUCUCCAUCGUGGAUGAUGAGGCCACGCUCAAUGGAAUGGGACUUGUAAUUGCCCAGGCUUUAUCGGAAUAUAACAGGCAAUACAAAGAUAAGGAAGAGGAGCAUCAGACUGGUUUCUUCUCAGCCCUAACUAAUAUGGUGGGCAGCAUGUUCAUAGCAGAUGCUGAUGAGAAGAUCUCAGUCCAAACGAAUGAAGCAAUCCUUCUGGCCCUCUAUGAAGCUGUUCACUUAAACCGGAAUUUCAUCACAGUUCUGGCACAGAGCCAUCCUGAAAUGGGCCUGAUGACAACACCAACAAGCCCAAUUCCAAUGACACCUGUCACUCCACUUGGAACCACCCCGCCUUCUUCAGAUGUUAUAAGCUCUGCAGAGCUACCUUUGGACGCUGAUGUGCAAACCAGCAACCUGCUGAUAACCUUCUUGAAGUACAGCUCGAUUGUGAUGCAGGACACAAAAGAUGAGCACCGACUGCACAGUGGCAAGCUGUGCCUGAUUAUCCUGACAUGCAUAGCAGAGGAUCAGUAUGCUAACGCUUUUCUUCAUGAUGACAACAUGAAUUUUCGUGUAAACCUACAUAGAAUGCCAAUGAGACAUCGUAAGAAAGCAGCAGACAAGAACCUGCCCUGCCGCCCGCUGGUGUGUGCGGUGCUCGAUUUGAUGGUGGAAUUCAUUGUAACACACAUGAUGAAAGAAUUUCCUAUGGAUCUCUAUGUACGGUGCAUUCAGAUUGUGCACAAGCUGCUGUGCUACCAGAAGAAAUGCAGAGUGAGACUUCAUUACACCUGGAGGGAGCUCUGGUCAGCUUUGAUCAACUUGUUAAAGUUCCUCAUGUCUAAUGAGACUGUGUUGCUGGCCAAGCACAACAUCUUCACUCUUGCUCUUAUGGUUGUGAACCUGUUCAACAUGUUCAUCACUUACGGAGACACCUUCCUCCCCACUCCCAGCAGCUAUGAUGAGCUGUAUUAUGAAAUCAUUCGGAUGCAUCAGAAUUUUGACAACCUUUAUUCCAUGGUUCUAAGGCUGUCUACCAAUGCUGGUCAGUGGAAAGAGCCUGCAAGCAAGGUGACCCAUGCAUUAGUGAAUAUUAGAGCCAUCAUCAAUCACUUCAACCCGAAGAUCGAGUCUUAUGCUGCAGUGAAUCACAUAUCACAGCUCUCCGAGGAUCAGGUUUUGGAAGUGGUGCGGUCCAACUAUGACACGCUGACCCUGAAACUGCAGGACGGACUGGACCAGUAUGAGCGCUACUCAGAGCAGCAUAAAGAGGCUGCCUUCUUCAAAGAGCUGGUUCGGUCCAUCAGCAUCAACGUGAGGAAGAACCUUGCUUUCAACACGCUGAGCCAGGAACUGCUGCUGAAGGAAUUCUCUACGAUCUCCUGAGGCGGGGACGCUGCUGCUGCGCCGGGCUGAGCAGAGACGGGCCUGUGUGGGCAGGGACACUACAGCUCUGCAGCCGGUCACCCCCUGCCUUCCGCCGGCAGAAGGGACUGUGUUUCUUUUAGGGGAAAGCCUUGCUGCUGUGUGUUUUGAUCCCAAUGGAAUGUGUUUCAACAGAACUUGGGCUGAGGAGUGGUGAUUGGCGUGUUGAGGAGGAAGCAAUUUUUUAAGGUGCCAUGGGAGUGGGGAGCCGUUCCUGUGACAUAGCAAUGGGAGAUUCCCUCCACAGGCUCAGGGAAGAUGCACUGGAAACCUUUGUAGCAGAGCUGGGGAGAGCUCACAACCAAAAUAAUAAAACCUGCCCAGCUGUGUGAAACUGUUCUGGGUUGAGAUCGCUCACCUGCUCUAUGGGGAAAGCUCUCUGAUCCCAGGUAUGGGCUGUUCAUUUCCAUCAUCCUGAAUCAACUGUAAUGAUGUAAUCAACUGCCCUCCUGUAACGUAAGUCAGAUCUGCUGCCAUCCCAUGGGCAAUGGCUUUGGAGUGUAAAAAUUUCCCCAAGGAGCAGGCCCUUCUCACUGCUGACUCCUGCUGUCAGAAGGUGUCACUUCAACCAAGCCAUCGGAUUACUGGAGAAGGAGAAAGUUUGCCUCCAAGGCUGUUGGCUUACAGGGUCCAGUCUGAGCCAGUAUGCAAGAACAUGUGUCCUCAAACACAGCACUUGGUUACUGGAACCAGCUCUGCUUGGGGUCACUGUUGCUUCCAGUAGUCCCAGCUCAUCUGCUGUUUCUAAGGUUGAGGGACAUUUUUAGAUACUUGGUUUUCAUGGGGCAGAGGACAGGCUGGCUCCUCCUCCUCACUCACCUUAUUGCCCAUCAGAGACCGCAUUGCGACAAUCCUCCUCUUCCUCACAGGAACGUCUGCCUUGCACAUGUUUGCAGGUAUUUGGUGACCUUCAUGAACGAAGAAGUCCCCAUUUUUUCCCUUGUGUGUAGCACACAGUUAAAAUGCAGCUGGAGAAGUAGUAACUUCGCUUUCUCACUUGCCCUCCUGUCUUCACCAAGUGACUUACAGCCACGGUCUGCUGAGGACUUCCUAAGGAAGAUCUCUGGGAUCAUGCUGUGAGGCACAGGCAGACCUUUCUGCUCCAGAGCCGGUGUUUCAGAGGUGCUUAGGCCUGGCAGAGCCUGUUCAGAGUGCUGUGUCAGGCUCCUAGCUCAGGAAAACACAGCACAAACACCCGUUCCUUGCUCGUGCAUUUUCAGCUCCCGGCAGUGCUGGUAGGAUCUGUCCUGACUUGGUGGACUGAAGCAGAGAAGUUAUUUAUGUCCCAGAUCCACCUUUUUUUUUUUUCCCCUCUAGAAAACAGGUUUUUUUUAAAAAGUGCCUAGUCCUUCUCUUAGCCUUGUAGGUUAGUGUGAGUAAUGUGGAUGUCAUGCUCAUUUACUACCAUUUAUAGACAAGGCUUAUUCACACUAAUGUACGUUAAUUGUGUUAAUGUUUCAUCUUUACCUGCUAUGAGCAUGGGUAACUGAAAACUGUGUCCUUGGCCACCCACUGGGCAUGACACCUGAUGAAGUCCCUAUAUUUUCCUUGGGAGCACUGGCUUCUCUCAGCAGAAGAUACUAUGCCUCAGCAGGGAAUUGUCUGGCUUUUAACAACUAAGCCAGACACUUAUUUGCUUUCUGCCAUGUGAGUGUGUGGAAAUGUGUACAUGUCAGAGGGACAUUGCUUGGGAGAGCAAACAGGCUCCAUAGAAUCACUGCUUGAGAACAGGCCAGGGCAUGUAGAGGAGGCAGCUUUUCCAGUGAAAAAUGAGUAAGAGUUGUUUGCAGCACAUGGUGCUUAUCUGUGUGUGGGGGAUUGUGUGUGGGAUCUCACCUCGGAGGGUGGGAGUUCCUGCUCAAGGGGACUGGAGGUGCAGCCCCAGCAUCAUGACUGUCGGAACAUUGAGUCAUCAUGCUGUCUACAUGCCUCCUGUUCUCUAAUCCCAGUUAGGCUGAACCUAGUCAGAUACUUGAGAGAGUUUGGGAUGAGUCUGCUUUUGCCUCGGCAACCUCUGGAAUUUUCAGCUUCUCAGUCUGGGCUCAACUAUUGAAAGUCUUGUCUCCCUCAGGACACUUCCUUGCUUGGAUCAUUAUAGAAGCCCAGGCUGUGACUGAGAUCUGCUCCUGAGCUCAGCCCUCAUCCGAGUCUGAGCUUGGGAAGACUGUGACACACGUCCUCUUGUCAUGCUGUCACCAAACCAAGCACUGUAAAUGGAUGUACAUACAAACCUAGAGCUCAAUAAAUAGCAGAGCCCUGACUGUC
Messenger RNA from Myiozetetes cayanensis, 9627 nucleotides. It is a transcript of the gene ARMH3, whose product is annotated as armadillo like helical domain containing 3. The transcript is spliced from 26 exons. The coding region runs from base 5236 to 7323 and encodes 695 amino acids. Gene Ontology annotation, cellular component: cytosol. Gene Ontology annotation, biological process: regulation of Golgi organization. The record is from RefSeq and is a predicted model, not a curated record. Lineage: Eukaryota; Metazoa; Chordata; Aves; Passeriformes; Tyrannidae.